Messenger RNA from Elaeis guineensis (African oil palm), 2421 nucleotides. The record is from RefSeq and is a predicted model, not a curated record. NCBI's taxonomy places the organism in Eukaryota, Viridiplantae, Streptophyta, Magnoliopsida, Arecales, Arecaceae.
AUGGAAUGCGAUAAAAAUUUUAGAGCCGCCCUCCCUUUCCCCCAUCCCUCGUCCACAUUUCUGUUCAUCCGCUGUCUCCCCCACCCGUGAACUGGAUUUAACGAAGCUUUGGGAUCCCCGGAAGAGAGAGAGAGAGAGAGAGCUGGCGAGAAGGAAGGGAUCUUGGAGAGAGAGGGGGAUUUGGAAAGGCGAUACCUUUCGUGCGAUCGGAGCGGAGGCUGGGGCAUAAAGCUUCGAUAUUUGAGAUUUUCUCUGGGGAUUUUCCCUCUUGAUUUGGGAAACUCGAGGUAGAUCAUAGAUUUCGCUGUUUAUUGAUGAGUAUUAUAGCUUUGAGUGGUCUGUUUGCGUGCUUUUUUGGGGAAAUUUUGUAAAUUUCGGGGAGAGGGCGCUUGUAGAUCUUUUGUUGUUUCUUAUUUUUGAUAUUAGCGAUUGUGCGCUUCGGUGUUUUUGGCUUUGGAGUGUCCAACGUUUGAUCUUGGAGCUAUUUUCGGUCGUUCCUUGUAGAUUUGCCCAUGCUUCCCUAUAUGUCUCUCAGUCAGCGCUUAUAUUGAGGGGUUACUAUUAGUUUCUUUCCAAAAUUUGAGAUAAUCAUUUGAAUUUCGCCGGCAAGAUUUGAACCUGUCCGAGUAAAUUGGCCUUUUGACGUGCUUAUCAUACAAAAGAAAAAGGCUUUUGCGGUUGUUGCUGUGACACAAGUGAAGCUGCUGUUUUUAUGCCAAUUGUUGGGCUCUAGUUAUCCUGGCUUAUUUGCUUUGUGGCUUUAGUUUGCCUAGAUGUCGUUCCGCAGUAUAGUUCGUGAUGUAAGAGACAGUUUUGGGAGUUUGUCAAGACGUAGUUUUGAGGUGAGGUUUUCAGCCUUUUCGGGUCAUUACAGGGGAAAAUCUCAGGGUUCUGUGCAUGAGCUGCAAGACCAGCCUCCGGUGAUCCAGCAGAGUUGCUGGGCUAGCCUUCCUCCUGAGCUACUUCGUGAUGUAAUUAAAAGGUUGGAAGCAAGUGAAAGUACCUGGCCAUCGCGCAAGCAUGUUGUUGCCUGUGCAGCUGUUUGCCGAUCAUGGAGGGAGAUGUGUAAAGAGAUUGUUAGAAGUCCAGAGUUUAAUGGGAAGCUCACUUUCCCAGUAUCCCUGAAGCAGCCUGGGCCUCGAGAUGGAACCAUUCAGUGCUUCAUUAAGAGGGAUAAGUCAAAAUUAACUUAUCAUCUCUACCUGUGCCUCAGCUCUGCGGUGCUUGUUGAAAAUGGAAAGUUCCUCCUAUCUGCAAAAAGGAACCGCCGGACAACCUGCACAGAGUACAUUAUAUCUAUGGAUGCUGACACCAUAUCAAGAUCAAGCAACACUUAUAUUGGAAAGUUGAGGUCAAAUUUCCUUGGCACAAAGUUCAUAAUCUAUGACACUCAACCACCAUAUAAUGGGGCUGCCCUAUGCCCACUCGGACGAACAAGCCGCAGAUUCUACUCCAAGAAAGUGUCUCCAAAGGUCCCAUCUGGCAGUUACAACAUAGCUCAGGUGACAUAUGAGCUGAAUGUUCUUGGCACAAGAGGACCUCGUCGGAUGCACAUCAUCAUGCACUCCAUUCCUGCCUCUUCCCUUGAGCCUGGUGGCAUGGUACCUGGCCAGCCUGAUCAUCUCCUUCCUCGCUCCUUAGAGGAUUCCUUUCGCAGCAUGUCCAAGUCCUCCCUCAUGGACCGCUCUUUGGAUUUCAGCAGCUCUCGCUUCUCUGACAUCACUGGAGGGACUCAGGAAGGAGAUGAAGAGGACGAGAACAAGGAGAGGCCUCUUGUGCUCCGCAACAAGGCCCCUAGAUGGCAUGAACAGCUGCAGUGCUGGUGCCUCAACUUCCGGGGCCGGGUUACUAUUGCCUCCGUCAAGAACUUUCAGCUCAUUGCAGCAACACAGCCUGCUGCAGGAGCUCCCACGCCAUCACAGCCAGCGCCAUCUGAGCAUGACAAGGUCAUACUGCAGUUUGGUAAGGUGGCAAAGGAUAUGUUCACCAUGGACUACCGUUAUCCACUCUCGGCCUUCCAGGCAUUUGCUCUCUGCUUGAGUAGCUUCGACACCAAGUUGGCUUGUGAAUAGAACAAUGAAAGAAGUGGGAAAAAGGAAUAGGUUGCAGAGUGGGCUUCCACAAUAUGCUUGCUGUUUGUCAAUGAAUUUUUUCUUGACUGUUAGUGUAUUGGGUGGUAGCCUGCAACUGCAUUUUGAAGCAUUUAUCCAUCAUCUGCUCACUGAAUUCCUCUGUUAUUGUGAUGGCCUCCGGAUAAAGUGGUCGGGAGGUGGUUCCAUUCUGUGCAUUGAUGCUUUCUGUGUAUCUUCUUCAUGUUGUCCUUUAGCAUUGUUUAUAUGAAUGUUUUAUCUUAGUAUUAAGAUAAAAAUAAUCUCAAAUUCUUAUGGGCAGAGGAAUAUCCUGUGAAAAUUUAAAUUAGUA